Varroa destructor (honeybee mite) is the source of this 3161-nucleotide messenger RNA. RefSeq names its product vacuolar protein sorting 16 (gene Vps16A). Lineage: Eukaryota; Metazoa; Arthropoda; Arachnida; Mesostigmata; Varroidae. Gene Ontology annotation, molecular function: actin binding. Gene Ontology annotation, biological process: vacuole fusion, non-autophagic; endosomal transport; intracellular protein transport. Gene Ontology annotation, cellular component: endosome; HOPS complex; lysosomal membrane. The record is from RefSeq and is a predicted model, not a curated record.
AUCCUUUCAAAAGUCGUUUCAGGUAUCGAUGUUGGGAUUAAUAACGUUCAAGAUCGGUAACUGAACGCCUUGAUAUUUAUUAACUUCAAUUUAUUAUUUAUUAAAUUUAUUAUAUUUUGCUUGAAAAAAUUAGCAGAACCAAUACGGGAUGACGUGUGCCAAUACAAAGUGACAGAAGGUUCAGUAUUACAAACAAGAUUCACAUCAUAGAAGGAAAAAUGCAGUUAAUCCAAAAUGGCUGCACCCAUGAGUGACAGUCAAACGAUCAUGAGCGCAGUGGUAUGGUCUUUCCAAUGUUAAUCAGUGGAAUCACCGAGAAGGCGUUUCUAUAAGCCCGGCCACAGAGACGACCAUUUUCCGUUAUUUACAUGAAUUAUAGAGUCAGUUGUUUAUUACCUACAACGAGAAGUGUUUCUGGGUAUCAAUGUGUGUGUAACAAAUUUUGCUCAAUAAUGUACUCUUGGAGAUUAUAAAUAAACAGCCUCCGAGAUAUUCUUGUUGUUACCAGCAUACCUGGUGGUUAAUUGUUUCGUGCUUACCAAAGCGCCGCCAGUUAUUGAUCUAGAAGAUAUCUAAGCUUCAGAGCAAUAAGAUGCCUGAAGAUGGACUAUCUGCGUCAGUUCGUUCAGACUGGAAACCACUGGGUACCGACGUUAAUUUUCGCAAAUUCGAGAUUUAUGAAAUGCAAUGGCACACACAAGUGCAUCUUCAGGAUUUCAUAGUUGCCGCUGCCCCAUUUGGUGGGGCCAUUGCACUAUUGCGAACAGACCGGAGAUGUCGACCUGGUGGCGAACAAAUUCAGGUGCACUCCGCUGCUGGUCAGUCAAUCAAAAAAAUCAGAUGGGAAGGUAAAAGCAUUUCUGCGCUUGGUUGGUCCUGCAGCGAGGAGUUGAUCGUUGUAGGAUCCGAUGGGUCAGUGCACGUCUUCCCGUUUGAUCCGCAUGUUAUACGCGUAAAGUACUCGUUCACACUAGGCAAAGAAGCUAAAGACGCCGGCGUCAUCGAUACAAGGGUGUUCAACACUCGACAUAAUCAGAGCACGGGAGUAGUGGUACUGACUGGGUCCUACAGAUUUAUUCUCGUCAAAUCCCUGCAUGAUCCUCGGACGAACGAAUUACCAGAUAUCGGUCUGUCAUCAAUGCCAUCUUGUUGGCAGGUCGUGUCUAUAGCUGACUCGUUAAAGGUUCUCGUUGCCAAAGACAACCUUAUCUAUGUCAUAAAUGCCAAUGAUAGGUCUAUCAGACAAUUUACGGGUUUAUUCGAUUCUAAGAUAACGGCUAUUACCGAAAUGGCUUUGUCUUUCAACCAUAAGCUGCUUGCGUUAUUCUCUGACACGGGCGCUAUUUGGAUAGGCACUUCCGAUCUGAUUAAGGGUAAUGAACAUAACACAAAGACUCGGUCCCGUCCUCGCCAGUUUGUAUGGUGCGGCAAAGACGGUGUGGUGGCAACGUGGGCGAAUUCGAUGGUGCUAGUCGGCUUCGAGCAGCAGGAUAUCCGUUAUACGCUAGAAGGUGAUGAUACAACUCACAUUGUCGCGGAACCCGAUGGAUGUCGAGUCAUCACCAACAUAAAGCACUACUUCUUGCAGAAGGUACCGAUCGAAGUUGAUGAUUUGUUUAACAUAGGCUCAUUUGCACCCGGUCGACUGUUACUCGAAGCGGCCGACCUAUAUCGGAAAGGAUCUCAUUUGGCUGACCAAUAUCUCACGUUAAUCAAAGAAGAUGACGGUCAGCUUGAACAAGCCGUCGAUCAAUGUAUUCGUGCAACGGGUCAUCAAUGGGAUGAGGAAAGUCAAAAGGCUCUUUUGAAAGCAGCUUCCUUUGGGAAAGUCUUCCAGCCUAUUGAAGGCAAAAAUCGUGAUCAAUACGUAAAUAUGUGCAAACAUGUACGUGUUCUCAAUGCUAUUCGCAGCCCUCAGAUCGGAAUGCCACUUUCAUUCAGACAAUUUGAGGCGCUUGGUGAAAGUGUGGUCAUCGAUCGUUUGAUCGUGCGUCAGCAUUGGCCAAUGGCGCAGGCGAUUUCCUCUUAUCUUAAACUCAACAUGGAAAACAAGAUAUUGGUACACUGGGCCUGCUAUAAGGUGGAACAGAAGCACCUCAAUACCAACGAAGUUGCUACGGCAAUCGGUACCCGUCUUUCAACCGUGAGAGCUAUGCAGUACUCGGAGAUAGCAAAUCGUGCCGCUGACGAAGGGCGUAAGGACCUGGCAGUUCGUCUUCUAGAUUUUGAACCACGAGCAGCUGAACAGGUCCCGUUACUCCUCAAGCUUAAUCAACCAGAAGACGCACUGUCUAAGGCAGUGGACAGCGGUGAUGCUGAUCUAGUCUACCAAGCUAUUUUUUAUAUGAAGGAACACGCGUCUGCUGGGUUUAAUCUGAAGUUACGCCAAUUUCCCGUCGCAAUGAACUUGUAUCAAAAGUUAUGUCGCGAGAACGACCGCGAAAAGUUAGAGGAUCUUAUCGAUCAGGAAGAUGAUCAUGCUGCUAUGGCUAAAAUCAAGAUUGAAGAUGCAAUGAAUGCGUCUCGCAAGGAACAAAAAAUUGCAGCCAUGCAAUUGGCUGCAGAACACCUUCGUCGCACGCCGGAUGAGUUUGGUGCACACCAAUUAGAGCUGCACAUAAAGCUACUCCGUAGCCAAAUGAAAUUUGAACAAAAAUUGCCAUCGUUGAAGCUCUUCGAUCUUCAUGUCAAUGAUACACUCAUGGAGCUACUCAAGGUUAGUGAACUGCGCGCGGCAGAAGAGAUCAAAAAGGAAUUUGCCGUUUCCGAUCGCCGUUGGAUGUGGCUUCGCGCAAAAGUUUUGGCCAAGCAAGGACAGUGGGAUGAACUCGAAAAGCUGUCAAAGCAGAAGCGAGUCCCGCUUAUCGGAUUUCAAGGAUUCGCUGAAUUGUGUUUAACUUACCAAAACAAGAUGGAAGCUCUGAAGUACAUCCUCAAGCUGAAGGAGGACCCGAAAGUAAACUAUGUACUCCGGUAUACCGAUGGGGAUAUCAAAAAAGCCGCAGCUCUCGCCCACGAACAGAAAGACGUGGAAUGCCUGCAACUACUUCGAGAGAAAGCUAUCGAGAAGGCGAAAACUGCUUACCUUGCUAACGAGAUUGAUGAAUAUAUUCUACGAUUAAAAAACAAGAAAUGAACUAGGCCUAGUUUUACGAAUGAAA